GAAGUUGGAAGUUUACAUUCACAUCAGCCAAAUACAUUUAAACUCAGUUUUUCACAGUUCCUGACAUUUAAUCCUUGUAAAAAGUCCCUGUCUUAGGUCAGUUAGGAUCACCACUUUAUUUUAAGAACGUGAAAUAUCAGAAUAAUAGUAGAGAGAAUUAUUUAUUUCAGAUUUUAUUUAUUUCAUCACAUUCCCAGUGGGUCAGAAGUUUACAUACACUCAAUUAGUAUUUGGUAGAAUUGCCUUUAAAUUGUUUAACUUGGGUCAAACAUUUUGGGUAGCCUUCCACAAGCUUCCCACAAUAAGUUGGGUGAAAUUUGUCCCAUUCCUCCUGACAGAGCUGGUGUAACUGAGUCAGGUUUGUAGGCCUCCUUACUUCCACGCGCUUUUUAAGUUCUGCCCACAGAUGUUCUAUAGGAUUGAGGUCAGGGCUUUGUGAUGGCCACUCCAAUACCUUGCCUUUAUUGUACUUAAGCCAUUUCUCCACAACUUUGGAAGUAUGCUUGGGGUCAUUGUCCAUUUGGAUAACCCAUUUUCAACCAAGCUUUAGCUUCCUGACUGAUGUCUUGAGAUGUUACUUCAAUAUUUCCCUGUAAUUUUCUUGCCUCAUGAUGCCAUCUAUUUUGUGAAGUGCACCAGUCCCUCCUGCAGCAAAGCACCCCAACAACAUGCCACCCCCAUGCUUCCCGGUUGGGAUGGUGUUCUUCGGCUUGCAAGCCUCCCUCUUUUUCCUCCAAACAUAAUGAUGGUCAUUAUGGCCAAACAGUUCUAUUUUUGUUUCAUCAGACCAGAGGACAUUUCUCCAAAAAGUACGAUCUUUGUCCCCAUGUGCAGUUGCAAACCGUAGCCUGGAUUUUUUAUGGCGGUUUUGGAGCAGUGGCUUCUUCCUUGCUGUGCAGCCUUUCAGGUUAUGUCGAUAUAGAACUCGUUUUACUGUGGAUAUAGAUACUUUUGUACCUGUUUCCUCCAGCAUCUUCACAAGGUCCUUUGCUGUUCUGGGAUUGAUAUGCACUUUUCGCACCAAAGCACGUUCAUCUCUUGGAGACAGAACACGUCUCCUUCCUGAGCGGUAUGACGGCUGCGUGGUCCAUGGUGUUUAUACUUGCGUACUAUUUUUUUGUACAGAUGAACGUGGUACCUUCAGGCAUUUGGAAAUUGCUCCCAAGGAUGAACCAGACUUGUGGAGGUCUACAAUUUUUUUCUGAGGUCUUGGCUGAUUUCUUUUGAUUUUCCCAUGAUGUCAAGCAAAGAGGCACUGAGUCUGAAGGUAGGCCUUGAGGUACAUCCACAGGUACACCUUCAAUUGACUCAACUUAUGUCAAUUAGCCUAUCAGAAGCUUCUAAAGUCGUUACAUCAUUUUCGGGAAUUUUCCAAGCUGUUUAAAGGCACAGUCAACUUAGUGUUUGUAAACUUCUGACCCACUGGAAUAAUCUGUCUGUAAACAAUUGUUGGAAAAAUGACUUGUGUCAUGCACAAAGUAGAUGUCCUAACCGACUUGCCAAAACUAUAGUUUGCAAGAAAUGUGUGGAGUGAUUGAAAAACAAGUUUUAAUGACUCCAACCUAAGUGUAUGUAAACUUCUGACUUCAACUGUAAAUAUAGGAUGAUAAGUUCUCAGUUAAUAGUGUGGCUAAAAAGUCAUUUUCAAAACUGAUAUAGUAUAUAUUGUUGUAAAGCAUUACUUGUUAAUGUACUGCUAUUCUACUGCUUCUUUUAUGCCCUAUUAUGUUCCUACUCCACCCCAGGGGGCGCUUGUUGCUCUGUGAGUCUCAGCCCUCAGGCCUCUUAUCAUAGCAACCCAUUGCAGAUGACAAGUUGGGGCUUGUCUGUUGUGAGCUGUGAGCCAAUGGGCUGAGCCAGAGCUUCAGCUUCCUCUCUGUCUCAGUGCACUGCAGCCUGCUGCUGCCUGCCUGUACACUUAUAGUGGUGCUCACUGCUCUGUGCUGCUCUGAGGCUCACCCACAGCUGUUCAGCCUGGCUAGCCCCACAGAGAGAGAAGCAGAGAGGCCGUGUGACUCCAAGCCUCUACAAAACAGAAUCAGAUCCUUCUCACGAGCCUCUGUCUAAUUGUGUUGCUGUCCUGUUGUGAACAGAGUCCCAGUACCCGCUGGCUGAGGGGACUCUUCUUCAGGUUCAUCUCUCUGUGUCCACUGCUACUCCACUGACUGACACGGAGCUACACUCUACCAGCGGAGGUGCUGUGAGCGGCUGGAGGUCGUCAUGGCAACCCAGAGACAUGUACCCAGUGACAGUCUGGCUAGAACAUUCAGGUUCUGUGCCAGAAACCCUAGUGAGGUCAUCUCCACUAGACUGAGAGACAUGCUCCACACCUUCAUCCAGCACUACCAGGAACCAUGGGAGGAGAACCGCAGCCUAGACAGAGAGAGAGAAGUGAAGUUCUCCAGCCAGACAGAGGCUUUGUACUACAGGGUUCUAGAGGCUGUCAUCAAUCAGGAGAGGAAGAGGCUGGGAGCCAAAGACCUUUCAGGCAUUCUGGAGCAUGAUCUGUUCCAGCGCUCUCUAGUGGCCUGUUGUCUGGAGAUGGUCUUCUUCUCCCAUCAGCCACCAGGCAGCUUCCCCCAGGUCAUUGACAUCUUUAGCCUGGCGCCAUACGACUUCUACAAGGUGAUAGAGCUGGUGCUGCGGGCUGAGGAGGGCUUGCUGCCGGGUGUGGUCAGGCAUCUGACCCAUAUAGAGGAGCAGGUCCUGGAGAGUCUGGCCUGGAGGAGAGACUCACCACUCUGGGACCAGAUCAGAGCUGCUAAGGGACAGGGACAGCUGCCUGCAUACCAUCAGGUGAUGCUCCCCCAAUACUCAGAUCACACAGACAAGAUGGCCAAGAUCCCCCCCACCCCUUCACACUUGACCUCAAGCCUUGUGAAUGGGAUCCAUGGAAAUGACCUGAACCCUCCGAUUACCCACCAUGAACGCUACAGCUCACCCCCUGCUGGCUCAAAGAUGUCCGCUUGCCCUACCACACCAGUCAGCCCAUCCCAGUCCUCCUCUGUCAUUGUUACUAGACAGACUAUAGUCACCAUGGCAUCAGCCACUGUCACCACCAACAAUGGCCAGUCAGUCACCAUACCGGUUCGAGGCAUUGCCAAUGACCGGGGAGGCAUCACAUUUACCCUCAGUGUUGUGGGUCAGCCCAUUCCUCCACAGCAAGUCUCCAGCACCUCUACCCAGCAGCCCCAGAACCCAGUCACACACAGACCUCAGAGUAAGGGCUCCAUCUCACUGUUCCUCCGCAAGGUCUACCACCUGGUGAGCAUGCGUCUGAGGGACAUCUGUGUUAAACUGGACAUCUGUGAGGCGCUGCGGCUGAAGAUCUGGACCUGCGUUGAACACUCCUUGGUCCACUGCACUGACCUCAUGCUAGACCGACACCUGGACCAAAUACUCAUGUGUGCCAUCUAUGUCAUGGCCAAGGUAACCAAAGUGGACAUGCCCUUCAAGCUCAUCAUGCAGUGCUACAAGACUCAGCCUCAAGCAAGGAACUGUGUAUUCAGAAGUGUUCUGAUCUCAGGGAGAAACACCAAGACCUCACAAAACUCUCCUGGAAGAUCCAACAGAAAAAACAUUGAUGUAGACCCCAGCAGUAGCUUGCUUACAUACCAGAGCCCUCCCACCCAUCCUACAGGACCCAGAGCUCCCUGUAGACAGGACCAGGGGGAGAGAAGACACCUCAUCUAUUUCUACAACACCGUCUAUGUCAAACAGAUGAAAGACUUUGCCCUGCGCUACAACUCCAGCUCUCUGACCAUAGCCGGGGUUGAAACCCCUCCCCUUUCGCCAUACCCCUGCCAGUGUAUUGGAUCCUUGCGCAGACUCCGCCCCUCCAACCACCAUUCCCUCUACAUCUCCCCCCACAAGCCCAGCACUCACUCCUCCCCCCGCACUGGGUUCCUCUACUACAUCAGCAGAAGCCCCUCAAAGCGUCUGAGAGAGAUCAAUGACAUGAUGAGGACAUUUCAGUCACGCACCAGGAAGCACUGUGCAGCCCAGCUGCAGGAGGAGGGUGAGGAGGAGGGUGGGCCGCUUGUGAAGAGACCCUGUCAGGAUAGACCGUCAGACUGGCAGAGAAAGCUCAGGGACCUCGGCCAGGACAGGGCCAGGGCCCAGAACCAGCAACAAUCCCAGACCAGGGCCAAGGCACAGCACCAAGUAACAGCACACAAGGGGACACAUUGAUGACAUCUCACUUUCUUUGACUUACCGUCAUGCUUCAUACUUCCAUCAUCAGUGUCUGUGGUCCAUAUUCUUCCAAUGAGUGUAGACCUGCAAAGAGAAUGGAUGCUGUGGAUCUACAAUGUUAGAAAGAAUUGGCAUCAUUAGCACUCAGUGAAGUUCUCUUAGCAAGCAAUGUUCAUGAUUAGAAAAGCUGAUUUGUAAUAAUAAAUAGGGUAUUGUAAUAAUCUGAGGGUAACUAGGGCUCUGUAUCAAAUAUCAUAUUAUACAUAUCAUAUACCCUAUAUAUUUCAACAUGUUAGUCCUCUGUGAACCAUGUCCUAGUUACCUAAGGAAGCAGUAAAGGAUUUGUGUUGGUACUGAGCACUGUGUACAGUUUGUGUUUGGUGAGAGGGAGGAGACAAGAGAUAUCUCUCUCUGGAACAUACAGUACGUAAUUAGUUUCAAUUUUCAAGUUUAAUUUGCCACAUGCACAAGUACAGUGAAAUGCUAAACUUGCAAGCCCUACCCAACAGUGCAGUAUUCAAAAUAAAAGUAUAACUAAUUUUAAACAAAUUAAACACAGAUAUAUGACAUACUGGUGAGCCUUUUCAAAUGAUUAUACAUGUAUCUGUUAGGACCAGAUGUUAGAUAAUAUUAUGUUUAAUUUGGACUUUCAGUUUCACAUGUUGCUUUUCUCUACCAGUGUUUAAUUUGUACUGAUCUGUGGUACAAAUCCUUUACUUCUUUGUAUUGUGAUGUUGGAUAAACAUAAGUCAGCUUUUA
Molecule: messenger RNA, 4953 nt
Organism: Salvelinus fontinalis (brook trout)
Lineage: Eukaryota; Metazoa; Chordata; Actinopteri; Salmoniformes; Salmonidae
Product: retinoblastoma-like protein 2
Exons: 15
Coding region: 2221-4191 (656 amino acids)
Biological process (GO): regulation of transcription by RNA polymerase II; negative regulation of G1/S transition of mitotic cell cycle; cell differentiation
Cellular component (GO): nucleus; transcription regulator complex; chromatin
Molecular function (GO): RNA polymerase II transcription regulatory region sequence-specific DNA binding
Source: RefSeq, a predicted model, not a curated record